AUGUUAUCUGAAUUGUAUUCGUCAAGCAAUCGAAUACGAUUCUCCGAAGAAUUUAAAGCAUUACGAACUUUAGCUAAACCAAUAGAUGAGCUAUGGAAUUUCUUUAUGAUUUAUUUCCUAAAUACAGGACUUAUAUGGGUGUUCCAAUCUCAAUCACGUGAUGUGCCAGAAUUUG
Messenger RNA from Racocetra persica, 175 nucleotides. The record is from the annotation of a GenBank genome assembly. NCBI's taxonomy places the organism in Eukaryota, Fungi, Glomeromycota, Glomeromycetes, Diversisporales, Gigasporaceae.